Messenger RNA from Rodentolepis nana, 360 nucleotides. The record is from the annotation of a GenBank genome assembly. Lineage: Eukaryota; Metazoa; Platyhelminthes; Cestoda; Cyclophyllidea; Hymenolepididae.
AUGGAGAAGACCCACCUGAUUCGGUGUUCAAAGGAGGAAAUGGAGAAGACCCACCUGAUUCGGUGUCUAGCGGAGGAAAUGGUGAUGACCCACCUGAUUCGGUGUCCAGCUCUAAAGACAACGCAGACCCACCUGAUUCGGUGUCCAGCUCUAAAGACAAGGACAUGGAGUCUGAUUGUGAAACCUACAGGAGGAAAUGGAGAAGACCCAUCUGAUUCUCUACAGGAGAAAAUGGAGAAGACCCACCUGAUUCGGUGUUCAGACGGAGAAGACCCACCUGAUUCGGUGUCCAGCCCUAGAGACAAGAAACCCACAUGCCCCCUAUGUAACCUACAGGAGGAAAUGGUAAGGCCCACCUGA